Messenger RNA from Oncorhynchus tshawytscha (Chinook salmon), 1886 nucleotides. RefSeq names its product BRMS1 transcriptional repressor and anoikis regulator. The coding region runs from base 125 to 952 and encodes 275 amino acids. The transcript is spliced from 9 exons. Gene Ontology annotation, biological process: negative regulation of transcription by RNA polymerase II. Gene Ontology annotation, cellular component: Sin3-type complex. Gene Ontology annotation, molecular function: histone deacetylase binding. The record is from RefSeq and is a predicted model, not a curated record. Lineage: Eukaryota; Metazoa; Chordata; Actinopteri; Salmoniformes; Salmonidae.
GAUGACCACUGCGCCACCGGCCCGCCGCUAGCCUACUUUUGUUGUUGUUGACAUACCGGUAGAAUGACUGUAAGUAGGCUAUAUUUCUAUAAUGCUAUAUUUCUGUCCAAAAAAAGCCUAGAAGAUGGAGGAUAAUGCUGUGAUGCCGGCCCAGCCCUCCCUCAGAGAACCACAGGAGGAGAUGGAGGUGGAGGGAGAGAGUGAACUACCAGAGGCCAAUGGAGAGAUGGAGGAAGAGAGGGAGAGAGAGAGAAGAGAGGGGGAGGAGGAAACCAUGGAGGAAAGUACGGAGGAGAGGGAGAGCGACUCGGACGAUAGCGAGGAGGAGGAAGAGGAGGAAGAGGAGAGUUCAGAGAUGGAUGAUGAGGACUGUGAGAGGAGGAGAGGAGAGUGCCUAGAUGAGAUGUCAGACCUAGAGAAACAGUUCCUGGAACUGAAAGACAAGUUGUUUCGUGAGCGGUUGAACCAGGUUAAGGUGAAGCUAGAUGAGGUGUUGACUGGUAAAGCAGGAGAAUACAGAGAACCACUGGCAACACUACAACACAACAUGACGCUACGCACCCAGGUGGCAGGUGUGUACAGAGAACUGUGUCUGCAGGUGAUCCAACACAGGUAUGAGUGUGAGCUGCAGGGAGCUCGACAACACCUGGAGAGCGAGAGGACAUUGUUGUUUGAUGCUAUGAAGACAGAACUGCUGGACAAGAUCAGACGGCUGGAGGAGGAUAGCCAGAGUGUAGACCUCACGUCAGAGUGGUGGAGUGAUGAGGUGAAAGGGAAGAAAUGUAAAAGGAGGAGUCUGUCCCGGCCAGAGAGGAAGAAGAAGGCUGCCCUAGUAUCUGGCCCGUUCAUCGUCUACAUGUUGAGAGACAUUGAUAUCCUGGAAGACUGGGCAGCUAUACAGAAGGCUAAAGCAGCACUGACACCACUAAAGAAGAAAUCAGACAAGCGGUGAUAACAGAGGAGUGUCUCAGAUGUCUAGAUGAACCAAAGUCUCUGAGUUGCAGAAGAGAACUCACAACAACAGAACAGUCUUGAACACAACAGAACAGUCCUGACCACUAUUUAAAACAAAGCACUUCAGUAGGGUCUUGUUCAGUAGGGCAUACUGGAACAAAACAUUUUUCAACAGAAAAUGUAAAUCUGUCUUCUUAUUGGACAAGUUCAAGACAGUACCUCCCUGUUUCAAACCGUUUUGUCCCUACUGAACACAGCCCAGACUAUGAAGACGAAGCAGCAGAUUGAUCACUUUUAGGUUCUGAUUCAUCUAUCACACUAUGGCCCAGUUACCUUUAGGUUCUGAUUCAUCUAUCACACUAUGGCCCAGUUUCCUUUAGGUUCUGAUUCAUCUAUCACACUAUGGCCCAAUUACCUUUAGGUUCUGAUUCAUCUAUCACACUAUGGCCCAGUUUCCUUUAGGUUCUGAUUCAUCUAUCACACUAUGGCCCAGUUACCUUUAGGUUCUGAUUCAUCUAUCACACUAUGGCCCAGUUACCUUUAGGUUCUGAUUCAUCUAUCACACUAUGGCCCAGUUACCUUUAGGUUCUGAUUCAUCUAUCACACUAUGGCCCAGUUACCUUUAGGUUCUGAUUAAUCUAUCACACUAUGGCCCAGUUACCUUUAGGUUCUGAUUAAUUUAUGACACUAUGGCCCAGUUACCUUUAGGUUCUGAUUCAUCUAUCACACUAUGGCCCAGUUACCUUUAGGUUCUGAUUCAUCUAUCACUAGUGCUAAGCGAUUAACCAAAAUGUUGAAUAGGUUUUUAAACAAGUAAUUGACCAACGUUGGUUCAAUUGUUUGAACUCCAUUUCAUUAUAUUUUUCCCCCUGUGAGCUCAAUGUGCAGUUUCUCUAGAGAUAAACCAGAUUAAGCCCGAACUGUGCAAUUUA